Lindgomyces ingoldianus is the source of this 1041-nucleotide messenger RNA. Its product is annotated as glycoside hydrolase. The record is from RefSeq and is a predicted model, not a curated record. NCBI's taxonomy places the organism in Eukaryota, Fungi, Ascomycota, Dothideomycetes, Pleosporales, Lindgomycetaceae. The annotation marks the transcript as partial. Gene Ontology annotation, molecular function: hydrolase activity, hydrolyzing O-glycosyl compounds. The transcript has 2 exons.
AUCUCAAAGGCCAAUGGCACAAAAUUUAACAUUGACGGAGUUACAAAAUACUAUGCGGGGACUAACAGCUACUGGAUUGCCUUUUUAACCAACAACAACGACGUGGACACCAUCAUGUCCCAUCUUCAAACUUCCGGUCUCAAAAUCCUAAGAAUUUGGGGUUUCAACGAUGUCACUACUAUCCCAGGUGCAGGCACAGUUUACUUCCAAUCUUUCUCCGGGUCCUCCGCAACCAUCAACACUGGGACAUACGGCCUGCAGCGUCUGGACUACGUAGUUAAGACUGCCGAGAAAUAUGGCAUUAAACUGAUAAUCAACUUUGUCAACAAUUGGACAGACUAUGGCGGUAUGGCUGCCUACUUCUCUGCUUGCGGUGUGAGCAGCAAUGAGCAGUGGUAUCAGGCAGCCAAAUGCCAAAACAUAUACCAAAACUACAUCAAGGCCGUAAUAUCCCGCUACCGGACCUCGCCUGCUGUAUUUGCCUGGGAGUUAGCCAACGAGCCACGUUGCAAAGGAUGCGCAACCGCUAUCCUUACAACCUGGAUUCAAAAGACGUCGGACUACAUCCGCUCUCUUGACUCGGACCAUAUGAUCACUGCCGGUGACGAGGGAUUUGGCCUUGCCGGGGACGGCAGCUACCCUUACCAGUUCUCGGAAGGCAUUGACUGGGCAGCCAACCUCGCUGUCGCCAACAUCUCGUUCGGAACAUUCCAUCUUUACCCUACUAGCUGGAGUGUGUCGAACGCUUUUGGCAACAACUGGACUACAGCCCAUGCAAAGAUCUGUCAACAGCUGAAGAAGCCCUGCUUGUUCGAGGAGUAUGGUGUUCCAAAUCAGAAUGACCACUGCUCGGUUGAGAAGGAGUGGCAGGCGACGAGCCUGGCAGCCAAGGACAGUGGAAUGGCAGGAGAUCUCUUCUGGCAGUUAGGAGACACCCUCAAAUCAACAGGAUCGCAGACUUCAAACGACGGCUAUACUAUCUACUAUGGGAGCAGCGACUGGACGUGUCUAGUUACUAAUCAUGUUAAGGCUAUUGGAUAG